Molecule: messenger RNA, 1608 nt
Organism: Aureobasidium melanogenum CBS 110374
Lineage: Eukaryota; Fungi; Ascomycota; Dothideomycetes; Dothideales; Saccotheciaceae
Product: acetamidase
Exons: 9
Coding region: 1-1608 (535 amino acids)
Source: RefSeq, a predicted model, not a curated record
AUGACGCGCAACUGGCAAGAUAUCGCAAAGGCCAAGCGAGCAGCACUGCUCGAGUCUAUCCCCACAGAAUGGCGUAUACCAGCCGAUCUAAUGCCUCCCGAGUCUCAACUGGAUGUGACGGGCUUUCCACAAGAGAGUGGCUUCUUCACCGACGACGAACUGAAGUUCACUUCUACCAAGGUCCCAGAGCUGUUGCAGCAGAUCCACAGCGGCAAAUGGAAAGCAGUCGAUGUUACAUCAGCAUUCUGCAAAAGGGCUGCGGUAUGCCAUGAACUCACAAACUGUUUGUCCGAGACUCUUUUUCCGGAAGCACUGGAGAGAGCAAAAGCCCUCGAUGACCAUCUGCAAAAGACUGGAAAACCUGUUGGUCCCCUCCAUGGUCUUCCCAUCUCGCUCAAGGACAACUUCAAUAUCAUUGGCAAAGACUCGACUAUUGGCUUUGUUUCCUGGGUAAAUCAGCCGGCUACGUAUAAUACUGUUCUGGUCGAUGUAUUGACCAAAGCCGGAGCGGUGCUCUACGUCAAGACGAACGUUCCCACUGCGAUGAUGAUCGCAGAAUCCGUAAACAACACGUUUGGUCGAACCGUAAAUCCUCAGAACAGAAGCCUCACGUCGGGAGGCUCGAGUGGAGGAGAGAGUGCAUUGAUCAAGUUUGGUGGAUCUGCUAUCGGAGUAGGAACCGACAUUGGUGGCUCGCUACGUAUACCAGCGGCUUGCUCCGGUAUCUUCACACUGAGACCUUCUUUCGGCCGAUUCCCUACAGCCAAUGCAAAAUCAGGGCUGGCGGGACAAGAAGCAGUCAACUCUGUGAAUGGGCCAAUGGCGCGUACUCUGAACGACAUCGAGUUCUUCGCAAAGAACGUUGUAGAUACGGAGCCUUGGAAGCUUGAUCCAAAGUGUCUGCCCAUUCCGUGGCGCUCUGUUGAUGUAGGCCGAAAGCUCAAACUGGGAGUCAUCUGGAACGAUGGCAUGGUUAUGCCGACUCCCCCGGUCCGUCGAGCGCUCAAGCAUGCUGUUGACAAGCUGCAGCAAGCCGGCCACGAGAUUGUUGUGUGGAAGCCGGAGCUGCACUCAGAAGCAGUUGAUAUGCUUGCGCAAUUCUUCGUGGCGGAUGGAGGUAAGUCGGUCAAAGAGAUCCUGGCCCCAGUGGACGAACCUUUCAGAGAAGAGAUGCUGGCGUACAAGGACGCGACCGAAAUAGGAGUGCAUGCACUGUGGCAGCUUCAAGCAAAAAGAACGAAACUGUGCAAGGAUUACCUCGAUCGAUGGACCCAAGCAGGUCUCGACGGAAUCUUGUGCCCAACAACACCUUUCGCGACAGUGGAACACGGCAAGUUCAAACACGUAGGCUAUACAGGCGUGUUCAACAUCCUUGACUAUUCGGCUGUAUCGUUCCCCAGCGGAAUAGAGGCAGACAAGCAGUUGGACAAGGCGGAGUCGGGCACUGAACCAUUGUCGCAAAUCGAUGCACAGAUCCAGGCAGAAUACAAUGCAGAGGCAGUGCAUGGAAUGCCAGUUAGUCUGCAGCUCGUUGCUAACAGGUUGGAAGAAGAAAAGGCCGUGGCAAUGACGAGGGUGGUCAUGGAAGGACUUGGGAUCGCGGUGUGA